Plasmodium knowlesi strain H is the source of this 2640-nucleotide messenger RNA. RefSeq names its product methyltransferase, putative. NCBI's taxonomy places the organism in Eukaryota, Apicomplexa, Aconoidasida, Haemosporida, Plasmodiidae. The transcript is spliced from 3 exons. The record is from RefSeq and is a predicted model, not a curated record. Bases 1 to 2640 code for a protein of 879 amino acids.
AUGGAGGUCCUGCCAGCUGGGUUUUCGGACUUUCGAGACCGAGCCUACUGGAAUAGCUUCUUCCAAUUUUUCGACCAGAAAAAUUUCGAGUGGUAUGGGAACUACGGGGAUGUGCGGCACAUCGUUUAUCGGUGCAUACGGGGACGGCUGGGUUAUUUCGAUGGGGAAAGCGAUGGUAAACCGGUUGACCAACCGAAUGAUCAGCCGACUGACCAAUCGACUGACCAGCCGACUGACCAACCGAAUGACCAGCCGACUGACCAACCUGUUAAUAAGAACUGCCAGCUCAUAAACUUGGGGUGCGGGAACUCCCACCUGAGCUACGAACUCUUCCAAGACGGGUUCAGAAACAUUGUAAAUCUAGACUACUCAGAUGUAGUGAUCCAAAAAAUGAAGAAAAAAUUCGGGGACAAAAUGGAAUUCCUAAAUGUAGACAUCAGCAAUGGUGAACAGUUUGAUAACGUCCUAUACAAAUUGGAAGAAGAGGCACAGAAAAAAAAAGUGGAUUACAAAAUCUUUUUUGAUAAAGCCUUUUUAGAUGCAUAUAUAUCGUGCGAAAAAAAUGAGGAAGAAAUUUGCAAAAGGAAUGCCAAGAGUUACUUCUCCCUUGUCUUUAAGCAUUUGAACAAGGGGGACCUAUUCAUUGUUAUUACUCUUGCUCAAUAUUAUAUAAUUAAGGAGGUGGUUCGGAAUGUGUAUCAUGAGGACAUCAUGUUGGAAGUCUUUCCCUUUUUUUUAAAACAAAACACAAGCGAGUUUAAAUACCAUCCAUUCGUAUUCGCCUUCUAUCGAACACAUAGGGGGGGCAAUAAAUUCCAGGCAUAUUUUAUCAACGCAGAAAUGGGUACCAGAAAUGUCAUUUCGUUGUGGAAACUACCCAAUGAAAUUAACAGCACGAGGGCAAAUUUGAAUCUUCACAUUUUUAAAAAAGGGAAGAGAAGAGUUCUGGAUAUUUACAAUACGAGACUGAACAGGUGUGACUACAACGUCGUUGUUUACGACUCGUUCACCGAGCGCGCAACUUACAACACGGUCGUUGUUGUUGUCCCGCUUGGCUAUGAGUUUCACUCCCUUUACUGUACUGCAGAAGGGAAUGAGGAGUUGGCUUCCAAGGCCGGGACCAGGAGACUCCUCCUAGUGAUGAGGUCCAACUUCUUGGCUUCCUCGUGCCCGGAGGGCGAGGCGGACCGUUCUCAGAGUGACAAACGGGAAAUCCCCGCACCUGCCACACAAAAUGGGGAGAACCCUACCAAUGUGCACCAUAGCGAGUACACUCAGAGGGAGAAAAGUCGGAACGAGGAUACGGACGAUGCAAAAGUGAAGGAACAACAAAUAUACCCACAGGGGAAAAACGAACUACACAGUGAGUACUCAGUUAACGUCCUCCUGGAGUCCAUCAAAAAUGAGCUAACAAAUAUUUUGAACGAAGUGGCUCUCCCCAAUUCGGACAAUUUCCCCAUCAUGGUGUUAAACGAGAGCGUAAAGAACUGCAGGGUUAUUGCCCACAGGAAGUCGCAGUAUGCAUCCAGUAUCAUUAUAAGGGAUGUCCUCGUAACGGAGGAAUUUCUCGCGGAAAUUUUUAAUUCCGACCAGGCGAACAACAGGGGCUUCGGAGGUGAAAAGAGUAAAUGGAAAUACGGAAGGGAAGGGAGCGCCAGGGGAACGAACGAAGAUGGAAAGGAACAGCACGACGUGGAAGAAGCCCUUCGAGCUAUCCUGAAAAACCAGGAGGAAAGACGCUCCUAUUUUGAAAAAAAAAAAAUUUACAAAAGGCAAAUGAUAUUUUCUUACGACCCAUUGACAGUGCAAUCCGAGCUAGUGUACACUCAGGAAAAGGAAAAAAAAAAAAAAAAAAAAAAAAAAAAUGAAAAAGUAGUGGACAAGCUGGACGAAAACCCCCACUUUGAGUAUAUCGAAUCAGCCAGCCAAUAUCACAUAAGCUUCUGUUGCAGUCUCUUUUUCGUGAUAAAUGAUAUUUACAAGGAAGAUGAUAAUUUUUUCAACAUUUGCAUUUUGGGGGGAGGCACCAAUGUCUUCUCAAAUAUACUUAAGUCCAUUUUUGCAGAUUUUAAUUUGCACCUGGAUAUCGUCGAAAUUGACGAAGCAGUAAAAUCAUUUUAUUAUCUUUUCUGUGAUGAGCAGAUAGAGCAAAAUAAAAAACACAGAACAAAUUAUAUUAUUAGGGAUUCGCAUGAUUUUGUAAAGAAUCAUGGUCACUCUGAAUUUUACCAUGCCAUCUUUGUCGACAUUAACAAUACGCAAAACUCCUACGUCGAAAUGGAUGGUUGUAAGUUGUAUGUCACUUGUCCACAUAUACAAUUUUUGGAUGAAGAAAAUGUGCGCAGUGUUAAGCGUCUUUUGAAAAACAAUGGUGUCCUAGUAAUUAAUGUGUUGACGAGGGAUGGCACUGUGAGAAAACAUAUUCGUCUCUUCUUUCAGAAGCUCUUCGCAUCCGUGAUUAGUAUCCCCUCCGCGAAUAAGGAAAUUAACGAGGUCUUGAUCUGCAGUUCGAAGGACAUAACCCAAGAAAGGUUUUCCGCUUAUCGAAGGAAUCUCAUCUUAAUGAUUAGGACAAACUACAAUCGCUGGUUCCUGAAUUUUGACUUAACGAACAUCCUUAAGAAUGUUGAUGUUUUGUAA